Messenger RNA from Dermochelys coriacea (leatherback sea turtle), 5169 nucleotides. RefSeq names its product macrophage-expressed gene 1 protein-like. The transcript has a single exon. Lineage: Eukaryota; Metazoa; Chordata; Testudines; Dermochelyidae. The coding region runs from base 339 to 2501 and encodes 720 amino acids. The record is from RefSeq and is a predicted model, not a curated record.
UUGGGGAUGCAGAGGUGGUUGUGUUUUGGCUGGGGAACUUUUCAAGGGUAGGUUUCUCUUCCUCUUUUGUGGGGAGGGUAAGUCAGAUGAUGACUCCUGUGACUUAGCUCCGGGCACGCCCAGGGGCCUUGCCUCCACGAAGGCCAUUGGACAAUCUAACAGUUCCUUUUUUUUUUUUUUUGGUGCACAUUUAAAAAUCAGAGACUUCCUGGAAAAGGAACCUCACUGGGGAAAAAGAGUCAAGCCAGCGUUUGGGAGAGAGAGGAGCCGGGAGAGAACACAAGAGGAGCAAGGGCCGCGUCCCAUUGAAGGAAGCUCGGCUGCAGGACGGCGCAGCCAUGGUGCCUUGGCUCUGGGCUCUGCUGAUGGCAGCUGGGGUGGGCGCCUUGGAGCAUGGCUUCCAAGCUUGCAAGAGGGCCCUGAACGUGAGUGUGCUGGAGGUGCUGCCAGGCGGGGGCUGGGACAACCUGCGCAACGUGGAGGUGGGGCGAGUGAUGAGCCUCAACUACUCGCAAUGCCGCACCACGGAGGAUGGCGAGUACCUGCUGCCGGAUGAGGUGGAAGUGGUGCCGCUCCGGGAGAGCAGGGUGGAGGUGAACGCCGAGCUGAUUGAGGACUGGCUCUCCUACACCGAUGCUUUUGCUCGCUCCAUCAAUGCCGAGGCCUCCUUCCUGGGCAUCCUCAAUGGAAAGUUCUCUUCUGGGUGCCAGGAGACCAAGACAUACAAUGUCUACGACCAGACGGUCACCACCCGGGUGCAAGUGCGGCACCACAUCUACUCGGUGAAGGCCCAGCCGGCCUUCACCCUCCACCCCAGCUUCCGGCACCAGCUCUUGGCCAUCGGCAACCAGCUGGAGAACAACCACAGCCACGCGGCCAUAUACCUCGCUGAGCUGCUGGUGCUGAACUACGGCACCCAUGUCCUGACCAGGCUGGAGGCCGGAGCCAGCCUGAUCCAGGAGGACCAGGUCAAACUGACCUUCCUGCAGGACAAGGUAGCCGAGAAGGCGAGCAUCACUGCCUCAGCCUCCGCCACCUUUUUCGGCAAAGUCAACAUGGGGAUCGGCGCUGCUGCGCAGGUCCAGGAUGAGCUGACCAAGAGCUAUCUAGAGAACACGGUGGACUCACGCAUCGAGAGCCGGGGCAGCAUGCCCUUCUACCCUGGCAUCACGCUCCAGAAGUGGCAGGAGGGGAUCCCCAACCACCUGGUGGCCAUCGGUAGGGCCGGCCUGCCCCUGCCCUUCUUCAUCAGCCCGGAAGCCCUGCCGGAGCUGCCGGCACCCACAGCCAAGAGGGUGACAGCUGUGGUGGACAAGGCCAUUCGUCUUUAUUAUGCCAUCAACACCCACCCAGGCUGCAUCAAGGCCGACGCUGGCAACUUCAACUUCCAGGCCAACGUGGAUGAUGGCUCGUGCCUGGGGGCCAGCACCAACUUUACCUUCGGGGGUGUCUUCCAGGAAUGCUGCGGGGUGUCGGGCCUGGACGGGGAGGAGAUGUGCCAGCCAUAUAGCACCCAGAACCCACUGACGGGGGGCUUCUCCUGCCCAGAAGGCUUCACACCCAUCCCGCUGCACAGCGAGGAGCGCACGGCCAGCAAGCCCCAGGCCGAGUGCCAAGAGCAGUGCCAUUCCUGCUGGCUCUUCUUCUCCUGCUGCCAUAAGGAGUGCGGCGUCCGCUACUACUCCACCACGGUGCGCUUCACGGCCUACUGGUGUGCUGCCACUGGCCCUGUGCCCCAGGACUCUGGCUUCCUCUUCGGGGGGCUGUACAGCGCCGGGGAGGAGAAUCUGCUCACCGGGACCCAUGCCUGCCCAUCCUACUUCUACCCGCUCUCGCUCUUCGAUGGGCUGAAGGUGUGUGUGAGCGACGACUACGAGAUGGGUGCCCGCUUCGGCCUGCCUUUCGGUGGCUUCUUCAGCUGCCAGGCCGGCAACCCCUUGGCUGGGUCUCUGAAGGGACAGAGCCCUGGGCUCCUCCAGGAUUUCUUCUACCAGGAUUCUGACACUGCCUACCCCAUGAAGUGCCCCCAGGGGUACAGCCAGCACAAAGCCUAUCUGAGUGACGGCUGCCAGAUCCUCUACUGCCUUCAGGCUGGGAGCCUCUUUGCCCAGCAACUGGCUCCCAUCAAGCUCCCACCCUUCCUCCGCCGGCCGUCCCCCAACGUCAGCAUGGCCGAAACCAUCCUGGUUCUGGGAGAGGACAGCCAGGCCUGGGUGAAGCUGCAGGGCAGUGGACGCUGGCGACCAGCUAAUGUCACCGAUGAAAGGGAGAUGGCCCAGCUCUUCCAGGCUCAGUCCAGCGCAGGGCCCACGGGGGGCGCUGUGGCUAGCAUCUCAGUGGCCGUGACGCUUGUCCUGGCGGCGGCUAUUGCAGGGGCUGUCUAUGGCACCCGGAGGUACAAGAGCAGAGGGUACCAGGAGGUACAGCCCCCCAGCCAUCUAGUAGAAGAGCAAGGGAGCUAUGGAUCCACCACAAUGUCUCUUGGGACUAGCUCAGCCUGAGAGCCUGGGAACUGGGCCAAGGACUCUCCCUGGGGUGAGUUCUGAAUGGCUCACAGCUCCUGGGUGAGGGGUACGGGACGUGGCAAGGCUGGGGGAGCAGUAGCUUUUAAUCACAUGAAUGCAUUAUUGUUGCAGGCUGCGCUCAGGCAGCUCUCUGAUGCACCCAGGGACGGUAGCGGCACCUUUAAGAGAAGCCCAUUUGUCUAGAACAGCCCUAGGAACCCCCUAUCAACUGGAAGGAAGUUCCUAUGUUUAGCCAAAGGGGGGCACUGUUCCACCAACCAACAAGGACAAAGGAAAGUAGGUGUCUGCCAGUGAGAAAAUCUACCUCUUAAAGGGGAAGGGGCCACAUAUAUAUAUGGAUCCCAGGAUUGCCAAGCCCCAGGUUCAAAAAUCAUGAGAUUGAUUAAAAUAACGUUUUGAGGGAUUUGUUUUUCUUUUGUCUUCCUGGGGGUUGCCAGUGUUGCGGGGUCACGGUUCUGAGCACUUCCCCGCCACCCACAGGGCUGGAAACGUUAUUAAAGAAAGGAAAGCUGAGAAUCUCAGGGAUUCGUGGGCCUCGAUAAAUGUACUAAAUAGCGUAAUGAAGCCAGUGAGCGUUGGCCAGGUGAGGAUCCUGCCCGCCCCUACCAGCCCAGAACAGCCUCUAGGGGAUUCUGAGCCUGGCCAGAGACCUUCAUCCCAGCUCAAAACUUCGUCAUCUCUCUUGGGGCUGCCAUUCUGCCCAACAGCUGCCACAAGCCUCUGCUGUGGGCCAGGGCUGAGCCUGCAGACCCUUAUAGCAAUACUGAGGUUCCAGAUGGAGGAAACCUGGGCGGAUUUGGCAGCUGGGGGGAAGAUUGUGGGAUGGUCGGGGAGGGGUUGGGGAUCAGGGUUACUUGUCAGUAGUUUACAGGAAGAUUGGGACAGUGCUGGGGAGAGGAGGGGGUUAGGGGCUGUGAUGGAGGUUGCAUUUUGUGGGGGAGGGGGUGGGGAACAGAAGGAUUUUCAGUUGCUUGCGGAUAACUGGAGGAGGUAAUGGCGAGUCAGGGAGGCGGGGGGAUACGAGCAGCCCGUAACAGAAGAGCCAUCAGCUUGGGGUAGGUGGCAACCAGCUAUGGGGGCUUGGUGGGGAAAUGGGGAAUUUGCAGCAGGGGAUGGUGGGAGACAUGGACGCUGGUGGGAUGGGGAGCAAGUUAGCAAGCCUGAGGAGGCCAAACGACAGCACUCUAAUGGUUAAUGUUCCAGGCUCACCCAACCACGCAGUUUCAGGGCUUUCAUUUCAGUUCUCUCUCUUCCUUUUAUGUUUGGUUGUUUUUUCUUGUGUGGGGGCAGCAGGGACAAAUGGAUGCUGUGGUGUAAUUUGGGGGUGGGGUGAACAGCUCAAAGCCAAUUACAUUGCCAUACACCCGCCCUUAUACCUCUUCCCCCACAGAGGUGAGUGUGUGUGGCUGUGCCUCUCUCAAACCCAUCAUUGGGUCAUGCAUGGUUGGUUUUUUGCUAACCAAAUAAAGGCUGCAUGCACACGGAUGUAUCCCUUUAAGUUACUGCCCCCUCCCUGGCUAAGGGAGGGUCUGACAGAGGCCCCAACCACAGGCAGGCAGCACAGGUCGUGACCCCCUGCCAAACCCUUUCCAGGAGGCUGCAGAGGCUAGUGGUUAGUGCUGAGAAGCAGGAGUUUGCUUCUGGUCCCAGCUCUGAGUUGCUCAGCAGCCCCUUGACUGCUAACCUCUGUGCCUCUGUUUUCCCCAUUAAUCACGGGGUGAUACUUGGGCAGGGCUAUGAGGCAGAUUCACUCCGUGUAGUUGUAAAGUGUUUUGAGAGGUUGCACUGCAGAAAUAUUUGUCUUUUCCUCAGCACCCACCAGGGCAGUGAUCCUGGGGGAGUGUAACCCCUGUGAAUAUGGCGCAGGGCGGAAAAUUUUAGAAACCACUGUUCUAGGCUGACUAUUCUGCAUUCCCAUGUGUAGACAGGGGACAUGGCAGGCUAAGGCAGGCCAAGGCAGGCCCAGCACUGCGGUCUAGGGGAGGUAAUAAGACCCUGCCCACCUGUAUUUUGCCCACCUUCCUUUCCCCAAACUACACUAAACAUUUCAACUCCUGCUAAGUCCAAAAUAUUGUAUGUGUCCACAAAAAUUAAACCCCCCCAAAAAACAAAAGUACUCUGUCUCUAACAAAAAUUGGUAAAGCAAUGUUUUGGGGAGUGAAAAAGCAAAAUCAUGAUAUGCCAUUUAGGUUCAAUUUCUUUCUGAAUCUGUUUGUUACAUUCAGGAAAAAAUAAGACAACAUUCUACAGGCCAAAACAAAUCACUCCAAGAUCCCCUCUACGAGAAGCAGAGAUCGUGAAGUGAGAUUGUAAAAUUACAGCGCGCCAAAUUUCAUGGGUCAGUAUUAAAAUUUCUCCAGUCACAGAUUAAAUUAUUCCUUCUAAUUUUUCAAAAGCAAAAAGCCAAUAACCAGUCAGAUCUAGACCAUCUCACAUCUGUCAAAAUAUUUCACAGAACAGUUCAACCACAUAGUACAAACCCAGCCAUGGUAGAAGGACAGUGGUUAAAGGUGAGAGGAGAAGGAGGAGAGUGGGCGAGUGAAUGUGUGGCAAGGUGGUAUGGUCUCUUUUACUUCUUUGUAGAAAAACCACAUAGUAGCACAUUGUAAGGGAUGAAAACUAGAGAAAACCCUUUGUUAGAUAC